AGAGUCAAUGGCGAAGUGCAAGACCUUGAGGGAAGAAUUGGUGAAAGCAAUGCUUUUACACGUGGAUCUCACAGAGAAGAUGUGUCAAAGGGUAUAAAGGAAGUUGAAGAACUUAUUACUCAACAGGGUAGAUUUCAUGGGGGUUUGGUGGUUGACAAUCCUCAAUGGAUCGGACAAGUUUUAUCGACAACAAAUUUAUCAGGUGAAGCUGUAAAGGCCUGUGUUGAAGAGAUUUGGCAGUGCUUGAUGGAUGAUGAGGUUCCAAAGCUUGGACUUUGGGGGAUGGGUGGCGUGGGGAAAACAAGCAUCAUGAAGGUUAUAAACAACCAACUCUUAAAAGAGACGGGGAACUUCGAUAUUGUGGUUUGGAUCAUUGUAUCCAAGGAGAUGAGUAUUGCUAAACUGCAGAAAGACAUUGCGAGUAAAAUUGGAGUAGAUUUUUCCGGUGAUGAAGAUGAAAUAACAAGGGCAGGGAUGCUCUAUGAAACAUUGUUGCAAAAGAGUAGGUUUGUGAUGAUCUUGGCGAUUUAUGGAGAAAGUUUCCCUUAA
Hibiscus syriacus is the source of this 549-nucleotide messenger RNA. RefSeq names its product probable disease resistance protein At1g61300. The transcript has 2 exons. Gene Ontology annotation, molecular function: ADP binding. The record is from RefSeq and is a predicted model, not a curated record. The coding region runs from base 247 to 549 and encodes 100 amino acids. Lineage: Eukaryota; Viridiplantae; Streptophyta; Magnoliopsida; Malvales; Malvaceae.